Messenger RNA from Closterium sp. NIES-65, 492 nucleotides. The record is from the annotation of a GenBank genome assembly. Lineage: Eukaryota; Viridiplantae; Streptophyta; Zygnematophyceae; Desmidiales; Closteriaceae.
AUGAUGUUUUAUCCUCGUUACAGUGAGGAGCUGGUGCGCAAUAUCGAGGCGCUGGAGGAGAAUGGAGUGGAGGAGAUGAGGGCGAUGGUCAACCUGGGGGGAGAGGUGUUCGUGCAGGCAGACGUCCCGGACACGUCGCACAUAUUCGUGGCAGUGGGGCUGGGCUUCCACGUGGAGUUCACCCGCCUUGACUCUGAGGGCUCUGUUAUCAUGUUGACCCUGCCGGACACGUCACACAUAUUCGUGGCAGUGGGGCUGGGCUUCCACGUGGAGUUCACCCGCCUUGAAGCCAAGGAGUUUGCCGCCUCCAAGAUCGGGCACUUGAGAAACCCCCAAACCCCAUUGCUUAUAGUGGAAAGAACUAGUAACCCCCUGCCAUCCCCCUCCCCACUUACUCAGUUCCCCUCCCCACUUACUCAGUUCCCCUCCCCACUUACUCAGUUCCCCUCCCCACUUACUCAGUUCCCCUCCCCAUACCCGUUCCUCCCUUGA